This is a messenger RNA of Rhizoctonia solani, 2889 nucleotides long. RefSeq names its product ribonuclease II. Gene Ontology annotation, biological process: mRNA catabolic process. Gene Ontology annotation, molecular function: RNA binding; 3'-5'-RNA exonuclease activity. Lineage: Eukaryota; Fungi; Basidiomycota; Agaricomycetes; Cantharellales; Ceratobasidiaceae. Gene Ontology annotation, cellular component: exosome (RNase complex); P-body. The coding region runs from base 1 to 2889 and encodes 962 amino acids. The record is from RefSeq and is a predicted model, not a curated record. The transcript is spliced from 3 exons.
AUGCUGUCUGUCUGUCGCUCCAAACCAAGGCAGCUCAUCGGUCUACUAAGCCCUGUACGGAAUCUGACGCACACAACUCGUUCAUUCCCUUCAUCGGACCAAGACGAUGGUCCAGAUCGGUUCAUGCAUCCGAACAGGAGAAGGAAGGAAGGAAAGGCAGCAUACAAGGCAGCGAGGCAGACGAUCAAGAAAAUGGCUCGUGCAGAAAGGGGGGAGGUUCCAAAGAGAAAGAGUAGGGGCCUAGACGAGCUGGAAGAGACCCGCAGGUCUGUCAUUGGAGCCAUCCCUGUCGGAACAAACUUUCAAUCCGAAAGGAGCGUCGCUUUCAAUGUGUACGAACUUCGUUCAGAGGAUCUGAAUAAGGACGGAGACGACUUUGAGUUGGCCCCCGAGCUACGAGUUGAGCCUGGUAGUUUUGUAGAAAUUCGCCGCAAUGGAAUGGCAAAAUGGGGGGUCGUGCUUGGUGAUGAGAACUCUAUUGUCGAGUGGCGAGGCAUUGAAUCAUCCCCUCGCGAUGUUCAAUUCUCCGUGGCGAGGUUGAUAGAGCCUGGACUCGCCCAACAGGCAGGAAUGGGGACCUUUGCGAACGAAGCAAACCGCGGCGAAACUCAGGCUCGUAUCUCGAUAGGGAAAACGUUAAGGAAUUUGAACCGACGUAUUGAAACAGCCGAACGCUUGGUACAGAGUGCUGCUCAACGGCUUUACGAACAUGCAAAGCAUCCGGACGGAAGAACUUGGUCCAGCAUAACUCUCGCGGAUGGUGUUGCUUUCAUUGCUGGAGAUGAAGCUCCGACCCUCGAACUCACUUACGCUGUCCAUCGCCAUUUUAUGGACGAUAGUCUUCAUUACAUCGCAGACACCUUCGAUCAUAGGCUUUCAAAUACUUUCUCCGUUCGCCCGGCUCAGGAAAUAAAAACCAUACGACGGGUUGUAGAUUGGGUUCGAAGUAAUAAUCCCGUGCUCGAUGAAUUUGCCACCAAGGCACGAGCAAUUAUCGAGGCGACUGCGGCAAUCAGGAAGAAUAGUGUGGGUGAGAGCCCUGCUCGAGUAGAGCCUCAGGAGCCUCUUCCUAUCCUAAACAAAGCCGAUCAUGAUAUAAUCAAUUUUGUGCGGUACUACCUGCGCCAACGACGUGAACUCCAGAUGAACCCAUGCUCGCUUAGCUUGCCGAUAAUCCUAACCAAAGUCUCGUCUUCGUAUAUGCCGCUUGUCCCUCAUGCGGUAUUCCGAUUCCUCGAGGAUCUGUCCCUUUUCCCACCUUGGUCAAAUCAUGUAACUCAGGAUGUCGAUCUUCAGAUGUACGAGUUUACUGAUACCCUCGAUACCCCACUUCCCGGUUCAGAACAGGCCCAAGCUAUUCCUCCGGUAUCAGUCAAUGAUACCCGGAUAAGUGCGUCCAAGACCAUCGAUGGGCUUGACAACAUGCGCCACGACUUCGGCGACCUUUCUGUAUAUGUGAUCGACGAUAGCUCUGCGGAAGAGCUCGAUGAUGGUAUAUCUAUUGAACGAACACUUGAUGGCACAGACAAUGUGUGGCUUCAUGUGCAUAUUGCCGACCCGACGUCCGUACUUCAGCCCAAUGAUCCUCUGGCUCUUGAUGCCGCUCGCCGAACUGCAACCGCGUACUUUCCUGAAGCAACCUACCCUAUGCUUCCCCCAACCGAGCAAAGUCUUGACGCAUUAGUUGGGAAAGAUGGGGCUUCCAUGAAUGUCCUUACGUUUAGCCUGCUCGUCAGCCCUUCGGGUGACAUCCUCAAUCACUCGGUGCGCCCGUCUGUGGUUCGAAAGGUCCACGUACUACGUUAUGACGACGUUACUCGAGGACUAGGUUCGUCCCCCAUCGAGCCUCUUUGGCCGUUUGGAAAACCGAAAGUUCAGCCUCCUGGCAAAGAGCCUACCCCUAUUCCUUCAGAGACGAUCCCUGACCUCCAGCUCUUGCACAAAGUCACCUUAAAUCUGGCCAAAACACGCGUAUCAAAAACGGACUCGGUGCUCUGGAGCCAGCCUAGGGCCCUAAUGCUAAUGGAAAAAACCAAAAUAUUGACUGGUCGGGACCCACGCGAGAUGCCACGCAUGUAUCAAGGAUUCCCGCACAUAGAUUACUCCGUUCAACCGGGUACAUUGGAAGACCCCCAGCAUGCACUCGACGUUAGUAGAGCGAUGGUGGCCGAAUGCAUGAUUUCUGCGGGCCGGGUAGCAUCCUUGUUUGCCCAAGAACAUGGAAUUCCGAUGAUCUAUCGCUCUUUGGCUCGGCCAGGAGGCGUCGCAGUUGACAAGUACCAGCCCCUUUUGGCAAAACGCGAUCCAUAUCAAGGGACCGUGCUCUAUCGAGAUGCAAUUGUCCAGCAACUGCCCCAGGUUACCACCCAACCGAUGACUACUCCAGGGGUGCAUUGGCAACUUGGAAUAUCCGCCCAGGAAGGGUAUGUCCGUGCUACAUCUCCCUUGAGGCGAUAUCUGGAUAUGGUUUGUCACUGGCAAAUUAAGGCCGCUCUCCACCCCAAGUCUGCGGGUGUUAAACCGCCGUUCUCGAUCGAUGAACUCAAAACAUUAAUGAUGAAACAACAUCUUCAUGAACACGCACGUCGCCGUGCAGGAAAUGGUGCACUCCGACUCUGGGCCAUGCGAUAUAUUCAAAACAAGAUGACGAAUGGAGGUCAUGAAGUGCUCCGCUCAUUGGAGGCUGUUAUUACCGGGCGACCUAUGAACUUUGCGAGCAGCCUUACGUUCGUUCACCCAGUCAUGAUCACCAGCCUAGGCCUUCCAGCUGCCUUGACCGGUAUGAAUAUGGACAACCCUCCACCCGUCGGUAGCACUCUUAAAGUCGAAAUAUCCAACUUUGAGAUCAGUUAUACUCCUCGAUUGACAGUCCGACAAAGACGCUCUUGA